AUGCUCACAAAAACGGAAGUUGACCGAUCCUUGCUCAAGGACAAGCUGUACAACUAUGACCAGAUGAAGCGAGAGCGCCUUCAGGAGUUUAUUAACCGGGUCAAGGACGAAUUGUUGACCUGGAAAAAAAGUGCUGUCGACCAAACAGUGUCGACGACGACGAUGACUGUGAAGGGCAUCAUAGCCAAGGCGGAGCGUCACGAAGCCCUGUGGUUGCGAUCUCUCGAGCUGGAGAAGCUUGCCGCGGACCCAGCUCGACUGAUGAACCGCGGAGGGCGCCUCCUUCAUGAAACCAAGGAGAGGCAGCGGCUGCAGAUCGAGCUCCCGAGGCUCAGACAAGAAAUUGAAAAAUACAUUGCUACCAACAGCGGCAGGAGCGAUACAUUCGCGCGGUGGGGUAGAGACUUGCUCAGCCACCUGGAUUCCCAGCAGCGCAAGCAUGCUGAAGAAAAAGAGCGCGAACGCCUCGAAAGGGAGAGCCGUCGCAAAGCCACUCCCACAAAGUCGAGCAACGUGAAGAGGGCCCUCUGUGGGACACCUUCCGGCACUGCAUCCAGGAUUUCCCGGCUUGGAACAAGCAGUGCCACCCUCGGAUCCAGCAGGCGCGGAGCCACACCAGCCAGCAAGAACACCCUGGUGGCGCACGGUGGCACACCGGUCCGCGCUGGCGCUGCUGCCAUUGCAGCUGCGAAGAGCACCCGGCAGCGCUCACUGAAGGCCCAGAAGAAAAGUGUCAACAGCCGACAGCUGUUCAAAGGCAAAGGAGCCGACGAGGCAUCCACCAGCACAGCCGGACCUGUGGGUGGGCUCCCCUCCAUGGACAGCUUCGCAACUUCUAAUGCUACUUCUUAA
Dermacentor silvarum is the source of this 852-nucleotide messenger RNA. Its product is annotated as protein regulator of cytokinesis 1. The transcript has 7 exons. Lineage: Eukaryota; Metazoa; Arthropoda; Arachnida; Ixodida; Ixodidae. The record is from RefSeq and is a predicted model, not a curated record. The coding region runs from base 1 to 852 and encodes 283 amino acids.